AUGAUGAAUCCAAUAUAAUUGAGGCAGAUGCUCCAAUACAAUCAGGUUUAAAAUAAUCCUAGGAAUAAUGUAGACACUUCAAAUUAUGAUGGACUCGGAAGAUUGCAAUUUCCUAAUAAUGAUUUAUAUGAGGGCUAAUUUAAAAAAGGGAAGAUGGAGGGCAAAGGCAAACUAACAACAGCGAGAGGAGAUACUUAUGAAGGCUAGUUUAAAAAUGGAUUUAAACAUGGUAAGGGUACAAUGAGUUAUAGAAAUGGAGUAAGUUAUUAUGAAGGUGAUUGGUACUAUAAUAAAAUAGAGGGAAAAGGAACGCUAGUAGAUGAUUUCGGUAAUAAAUAUGAAGGAGAGUUUAAAGAUAAUCUUAAGAAUGGGCUGGGAAAAUGCUUUUAUGCAGCAAACUAAAUGAGGUUUGAAGGCUAUUGGAAUAAUGGCAUUCCUGAAAAAGGAGAAUUAUUCAUGAAAAAUGGAAAUCACUAUGAGGGUGAGUGGAGAGAUGAUAGAUUUUCUGGAGUUGGUACAAUAAGAUAUGGAAAUGGAGAUAUAUAUGAAGGUGAAUGGAAGGAACACAUGCCUCAUAGGUAUGGCAAAAUGUUGUACAGAAAUGGAAAAAUCUAUAAUGGAGAAUGGUUUAUGGGGCAAAAACAUGGGUAAGGUGUAAUGAGCUAUCCUAAUGGAGAUCAAUAUGAAGGUGAAUGGGUUCAAGACUUGAGAUCCGGAUUUGGAAUGUAGAAAUUUUAGAAAGGUGAUAUAUAUGAGGGUGAAUGGUUUAAUGAUAAAAUGCAUGGUAAGGGUCUUUUAAGUCAUCCUGAUGGGAGCAGUUACGAAGGAAUAUGGGAGAGUGGUCAUAAGAUUGAAGGUUAAGGAGUGUUUUAAUACGCCAAUGGAAAUGUAGCAAUAAGAUCAAAUUAUAACGUCAAUGAAAAGCAAGUAAAUAUUUAUAACAAUGUAAUGAACAAAAAUAACUUCUAAGGAAAAGCAAUUGAAUACAGAGGAUCUGCUAUGCCCAUGAUUUAAUAAUAGCCCUAACAAUUUUUCAGGCCAAAACCACUUCCACUCCCCAUGGCUGGACUAUAAUCUUUGAAGUCUCCUAAUAUAAGCUAAAAUAAAGAGAGUUUAAUCAAUAAUAGUGGGUUAAAUCAAUCUUAGGCCGAAUCUAAUCUCAUUAGAACUAUAAGCUAGUAAAGAGCUGGGUAUCCAAUAGUAGAAUAGAGUGUUGAUAAAGAUCAAAAUUCAAAAGAUAAUCCUUACAAGGAUAGCAGCAGAAGUAAGAGUGUGAUAAGGCAAUCGAAUAUUAUGUCAUAAAAUGGGAAUAGAAGUUUAAAUAACAGCUACGUGCAAGGGGAUAAAAAUCUCAAAGGGCUUACUAUGAUUCCAACAAGGCCAGAUUUAGAAUGA
Molecule: messenger RNA, 1395 nt
Organism: Stylonychia lemnae
Lineage: Eukaryota; Ciliophora; Spirotrichea; Sporadotrichida; Oxytrichidae
Source: the annotation of a GenBank genome assembly